AUGCUUGGCCAAGAUUUCGCCUACUGCCGUGCAUCUGCCAUAGGAGACUGUCCUGUCGGAUAUCUUUGUGAUCAAUCCUUUGUGCUUGGAAAAUCCAUCUGCUGUAGAGAUAACCGCCUCAGGCCUAUGCCUAGCAGACCCGUCAUCAUCAUGCCCAGCUCGUUGCGUCCACCAUUCAGCUGGAACACAAUUACACCUACACCAUCACCAAAAUGGAAUGUUUUCACCACAGUGAAGAAGGCACCAUGGUACAUCAAAGACAGAACUACUUGGCCCAGUGUUUAUAACCGCGUCACAUCAGAAGCCACGCCUGCCCCAACCUUGACCACAGAAGAAGAGACUACCUACACUACUACGGAACCUACCACAACCACCACCACCACGGAAGAAACCACGACCACCACCACUACCGCAAGCCCGACAACCAAGACUGUGAACCCUUGGGCACGUAUCUGGUCCACUACAGCAGCACCAGAAAAUACAGUCAGCGUCAGCGUACUCCAGGCAGGAAGCCUCCGUCCGCUUAGGGAUGGUCAGUUUGAGACCGUGGGUGCCAUAACGCUCAUCAACGACAAUGGUUUCUUGGUUUUGGUUGAUACCGGUGCAUCAAGCGAUACGGAGCGACUUCUCCAAAGCUUAGCCAAGGAAAAUGUCACAUUGGAUCAAAUCAAU
This is a messenger RNA of Cylicostephanus goldi, 672 nucleotides long. The record is from the annotation of a GenBank genome assembly. Lineage: Eukaryota; Metazoa; Nematoda; Chromadorea; Rhabditida; Strongylidae.